Messenger RNA from Olea europaea var. sylvestris, 1659 nucleotides. RefSeq names its product dehydration-responsive element-binding protein 2C-like. Gene Ontology annotation, biological process: response to stress; positive regulation of DNA-templated transcription. Gene Ontology annotation, molecular function: transcription cis-regulatory region binding; DNA-binding transcription factor activity. The transcript is spliced from 3 exons. The record is from RefSeq and is a predicted model, not a curated record. The coding region runs from base 286 to 1374 and encodes 362 amino acids. NCBI's taxonomy places the organism in Eukaryota, Viridiplantae, Streptophyta, Magnoliopsida, Lamiales, Oleaceae. Gene Ontology annotation, cellular component: nucleus.
AGUAUUACUAGGAUGUUUCUUAAGAAGGCUAUAAAUACCCUGCAAAUACCUCUGACUAAUCGAUUUCACUCUUGCAUUCAAGAAAAUCUCUAAAACUAAUCGUCGGAAAUUACAAAAAAGUUAACUGAAGCAAACAGGGAAAAGCUGAGAUUUUGUGAAGGACGCGCAAUUUUGGUGAAGGGAAUCAGUCGAAUAGUUGCACGUCAACUGAAUUUGUUGAAGGAUUCUUUCAUUGUAAAACAAUUGAAGUUGGCAGUGACGAAAGGAGCUUAAGUAAAACCACAUAUGGGAUUUCCCAAUCAAGCUUUUAAUCCGGUGUCUCAACCCUUGGACUGUUCAAGAAAGAGGAAGUCGAGAAGAAGAAGGGGUGGAUCUAGAAGUGUAGAAGAAACACUUGCAAUGUGGAAGGAUUACAAUGAUAAACUAGAUUUUCUGGAUGAUGAAAAUACGCGCAGGCUUAGGGCUCCUGCCAAGGGAUCAAAAAAAGGAUGCAUGAAGGGUAAAGGAGGCCCCGAAAAUGCUCGUUGCAAGUACAGAGGUGUGAGGCAGAGAACAUGGGGUAAAUGGGUUGCCGAAAUUAGGGAACCACACGGGGGAAGUAGGCUGUGGUUAGGUACAUUUAGCAAUGCAAUUAAAGCUGCUUUUGCUUAUGAUGAAGCAGCAAAGGCGAUGUAUGGAAAUCAUGCUCGGCUAAAUUUUCCAAUUUACAGUUCAUCGAGAGGCAAAGAGUUAUCUUCAAUGCCAUCUAUAUCUACAUCUGACUCCAUGGAAUCCUGUCUCGCUGAGGUUUGCCUCCGGGAUGAUGUCACAGUGAAGGCCGAUGCUUCCAAGAUAAAGCAGGAGGAUGGUAAAGGUGAGCCAUGGACUGACGAUAGUAGGUCUCUUGUGCCGCACAAGGCGGGUGACCCUAUGAGCACUGUGAAGGAGCAAGUAAAGAAAGGACCCGUGAAGAACUCCACAAACAACACACAAGUUGGUAGGUUCGAUAUAAAGGACGAGCCUACUAUUGUUAAUGGCCUGGGAUCUCAGGCUGGACAACAUCAAUUAGAGAACUUUUCAUUUGACGAGAUGUUUGAUGCAGACGAGUUACUGGGUGCUUUGGAUUACGUUCCUCGUGUUUCAGGGCCUCAAAAUGGAGUGAGUUCAUAUACUAAUGAAGCAGGACUGGGUGCCUACAGCAAUUUACAACAUCCAGACUUCGCAUACCAAUUAAAGAACUCGGACCCGAAGUUUCUUGGCAGUUCGCCUCCUGUGGAGCAGGAACCUUUAGAAGUUGAUUAUGGAUUUGAUUUCUUGAAACCUGGGAGACAGGAAGAUUUUAAUUUCACAUUGGAUGAUUUGUUCCUCGAACUAGAUCCCUACUUACCUCUAUAAUGUGCUGGCGAUGGUGCAGGAUUAUCAAUCGCGUUUUCUUGCACACGCUUGCUGAUAUGUAGCUUUGUUUUGUGGCUUUCAUUAACUCUUGAAUAUAGGAACAGUAGUCGACAUGGGAAUGUUCUUUUUGUGCCAAUUCCCUUGUCUUCUCUGCUAAAAGAUCCAAGGUUUUAGAUUGGAUGAGUAUACUGACUGUUGUCUAGAAUUAGUAUUUCAUUCUAGUUAUAACCAUCUUUCUGUACAGACAAAAUUAUCCAUUGAAAAUAUAAUAAAAUUUUUUUUUCA